Mycena citricolor is the source of this 777-nucleotide messenger RNA. Lineage: Eukaryota; Fungi; Basidiomycota; Agaricomycetes; Agaricales; Mycenaceae. The record is from the annotation of a GenBank genome assembly.
CUCCGCGUCAAAAUUAAGUCCCGCUGCCAUGUCCGAGGACGUCCGAUAAGAUAAAACUUACAUAUCCCCGCACAGGGAAACAAGACGAAAUUGUCUCACAUAUCACGGUCGGACCUCAGACACGAGCCAGAAUCGGGUGCCGCCGGACACGCGGGGCGCUGAUCAUCACCUCGGCCUUGGUCGAAGUCGUCCGCGGGAUCGCGUCAUAUGAUGAACAUUGCCGCCUGCCGUAUCCGCCCCUCGCCGGAGGAAAAUCCCGUCCACCCAUCCAUUAUGCUCGCCCCGAAAUCAAGCAGCGCCCCGCCGCACCAAGUCCACAUAGACCCGAUUUCAAUACUGGGGACGACGGCAGAUACCAUUGUUCAAUGAGCUUGAGCUUGUUCUGAUUAUCCUCCGCACAUAGCGCCUCAAGAACAGUGAGAUAAUCAUCUCUGCGCCUUGCCUGGGGGUUGAUUCUCCCCAAGGGAAUCCUCCUGGGGAUCGAUCUCCUCCAAGGGAAUACUGUCGAAUGAGACCCUCGAUUUUUGCGAAUCGACAUCAAUCGUGUCGGGAAACCCCGGCGGGUGGCACUCAUAGCACUCGUUCCAUUUCAGUGGCGCACUACUGGCACUUCGUUGGCGGUUUGAUGCCAGGUCCCUCCUGCCUCAGAGGCCAAUGCUCCUAUUGAGCAGGGGAGAAGUGAGAGACCCCUCUCCUCACACCAGCUGGAGCCUCUCCGCUGUCCGAUGCGACUGGACCUGAAGAGUUUCGCCACGAUGCGAUUCCGGAACUCAACGU